GACGGCAGCGGCGGCCCCGAGCUCCGGGCCCCAGGACCGCCCCGCGCCGCCGCCUCGCCCGCGCCGCCCGGGCCACCGGGAGCGCCCACUCCCAUGGCCGAGCAGCAGAUCAGCCUGCCGGCCAAGCUCCUCAAUGGCGGCAUCGCGGGGCUCAUCGGCGUCACCUGCGUGUUCCCCAUCGACCUGGCCAAGACGCGGCUGCAGAACCAGCAGAACGGCCAGCGCCUGUACAGCAGCAUGUCCGACUGCCUCAUCAAGACCAUCCGCUCCGAGGGCUACUUCGGCAUGUACCGCGGAGCCGCUGUGAACCUGACCCUUGUCACCCCAGAGAAGGCCAUCAAGCUGGCAGCCAAUGACUUCUUCCGAUACCAGCUCUCCAAGGACGGGGCAGCCAGCAGCCCCCUGAGCGGCGGGGCUUCCGCUUCCGCAGCUCGGCCCCCACCCCUUCCCCGCAGGCAGAAGCUGACCUUGUUUAAGGAGAUGCUGGCUGGCUGUGGGGCCGGCACCUGCCAGGUGAUCGUGACCACCCCCAUGGAGAUGCUGAAGAUCCAGCUUCAGGACGCAGGCCGCAUUGCUGCCCAGAAGAAGAUUCAGGCCCAGCUAUCUGCCCAAGGGGGCGCCCAGCCCGCCAUGGAGGCCCCGGCCGCCCCCCGGCCCACAGCUACCCAGCUAACCCGGGACCUGCUUCGGAGCCGGGGCAUUGCCGGCCUCUACAAGGGCCUGGGGGCCACGCUGCUCAGGGACGUCCCCUUCUCCAUCGUCUACUUCCCCCUCUUUGCCAACCUGAACCAGCUGGGCCGUCCCGCAUCUGGGGAGAAGUCUCCCUUCUAUGUGUCCUUCUUGGCUGGCUGUGUGGCUGGGAGCGCGGCCGCCGUGGCCGUCAACCCCUGUGACGUGGUGAAGACGAGGCUCCAGUCGCUGCAGCGCGGUGUCAACGAGGACACGUACACGGGGUUCCUGGACUGCGCCAGGAAGAUCCUGAGGCACGAGGGCCCCGCGGCUUUCCUGAAGGGCGCCUACUGCCGCGCCCUGGUCAUCGCGCCGCUAUUCGGCAUCGCUCAAGUGGUCUACUUCCUGGGCAUCGCCGAGAGCCUGCUGGGGCUGCUGCCUGGGCCCCAGCUCUGAGCCCAGCGGCCACCCACGCCCUCCAGCCCAGCGGGACCAGAGUGGGGGCCGGAGCCCAGUGGCCGCCCAGGACUGAGCAGAGGAAGUCUCUCCCCAGCCUUUCCACGCGGGUGGGGGGAAGCGGAGGAAGGGAGCAGGGUCCACAUGGGUGGUGCACCCGGGCCCCUGAGGGGCCCUGCCUGUGCCACCACUGGGAGCAAUGUCUUAUUUAUGUAGAAAAUGCAGAAACCUUUACAUUCCUGGAGCCAGCCCCGCCACGGCUCCGCCCCGGCCUGAACAGCCCCAGGGACAGAGCUGGUCUCUGGGCUGGGGCCCCCAGGCCUGGGCUGAGCCAGCGGACCCUACACUCCAGUCUACCAGCUCUCGUCCCCGAGGCUUGGCCCCUAGUCCACAAAGGGGGCCCUGCACAAACCUAUUUAUUGCCGAGCACAAGUGCUCUGUCCAUCCCUGUGUCCAUCCGUCCAGCCUCUCCCUGCCGCUGCCCCUCUCACCUUGGCCAGCCUUGCGGGAGGAUUGGGGUCUCCAGCCCCCCAUUAUUGAGCCAGGAGUCCGAGCGGGGGGUCACACUGAGGUCUGACCCCUCCAGGCAAGCCCCCCCCCUCCGUGGGAUCCAGCAUCCCUCCUGGUGGGCCUCUACCCCCGCCGCAGGCUAGGGACCCGUAGCGUGUGAGGUCUGUGUGCAUGUGUAAAUGUCUGGGGAGCAGGUUGUGUCCAGCAACCCUCAACUGACCUGGCCCUUCAGAGGUGGGGCUGUGUGCGGUGGGGGGGCACUGCUGGCCUUACCCACACAGCGGGCAAUGUGUGUGUGUUUGUGCUGUGUGCGCCCUAGGCUCCCCUCUGACCCCAUCCAGGAACUUAUUUUUCCAGCCUGGUUCUUGCUGCACCUUGGCAGACCCCUCUCCUGAGACCCCCUGACCUUGGGUCCAGGAUUGGCCAGUAGGGAGGGCAGGCAUGAGGACCAGUAUGGAGCCUGGGGGUACCUACCCCCUCCGCCCUGCCAGGGCCCACCGUACUCUCUGGGCCUCUGCAGAAGGGCUCUGACCACACUCCGUAAACUCUGCCCUCCCUCCCGGGACCCGCCCUCGUUUGUGGAUGUUGUGAGCCAAAGCAGGCCUGCCCCCUGCCCCCUGCCCCCUGCCCCCCAACCCCCCACCCCCACCCCAGGCCACGUGAUUGUAUCGGUGAUUGAUCCUGAUGUGCUGGUGCUGUGUACCCCACCUGGGCUCCGUCCUCCUCGGAGGCCCCUUCCGGUGACACUACCUGGGGCUCGGGCCCGGCCCCGCAGUUCACGGUUGUUCCUGGGAGCGUCCUCUCCCACCACAUCUGUACCUUGGAAGCUGCUGCUGCUGCUUACAGAAUUAUAUUUUUUCUUUUGAAGAGUUUUAAGAAGUUGUAACUUUUUGUGUCUUGUCUUGUGAGAAGAUAAAUAAAUAUUCUAAGUAGA
This is a messenger RNA of Canis lupus familiaris (dog), 2569 nucleotides long. It is a transcript of the gene SLC25A22, whose product is annotated as solute carrier family 25 member 22. The transcript is spliced from 9 exons. Lineage: Eukaryota; Metazoa; Chordata; Mammalia; Carnivora; Canidae. The record is from RefSeq and is a predicted model, not a curated record. Bases 94 to 1125 code for a protein of 343 amino acids. Gene Ontology annotation, molecular function: L-aspartate transmembrane transporter activity; L-glutamate transmembrane transporter activity. Gene Ontology annotation, biological process: L-glutamate transmembrane transport; aspartate transmembrane transport; malate-aspartate shuttle.